AUGCUCAGAGCCCGCGGCGCCGUCCCAUCUGCUCCUCGUUGCCGCGACCCCGGCGCCGUCAGCGUUCGACACGCGACGUGCGUAGACCGGCGCCCUGUGAGCACCUGUGCCGUGCUGGGGUGUUGUUUUGGUUUCGUUCGUUUGUUUGUUUGUUGUGGUAGUGGGUGGUGGAUGAGAGUGGUUGUGUACGUUCUCGUCGGAUUGCCCGUGGUUGUGACAAGUGACUGUGACUCGAGUGGACUGACAGUGUGCGGGGUUGUGUCGGCGGCGGCGGCGGGGCGGCCGCGGGCCGGCGCGGAGCCAUGUAGCGUGGGCGGCGCGGGCGGCUGUGGCGCGGCAGCGCCGGCUUCGGGCGACGCGCCCUCUGGCGGCGGCGGCGGGGGCCAUUGCCAGUGCGAGGCGGGGGAGGUGUACCCCGUGGCCGACGUGGCCUUCUGCCACCUGGACCCGGCCUUCCCCAAGGUGGUGGUAUGGGUGGUGAAGCGCAAGCGGCCUCAACGGCUGAGCGCCACCCCCGACGGCAGCGCCACUGGGCUGCAGGCCAUCGUCUUCGAGUGCGUCAACGAACGCGCGCUCAAGAAGUUCUGCGCCAACUACCAGGAGAUGAGCCGGCGGGCGAAGCUCGACCAGUACAAGCACCCGCACCGGAGGAAAGACGUGACUCCCGCGUUCGCCACGCUCUACCGCGGGUACCUCCCGUCCGUCUCGAGGGAGAAACCGUCUCUGGAGUCGCAGAUCCAGCCGCUGGACAACCCCAAGACGAUCAAGUUGGAGCUGGAGCUGUCGAAGACCACGUACGACUCAAAGACGCUCAGUAAUGUCGGGUCACGAGGGCAGAAAGCUGCCCCGAAAACGCUGCCGAAGCCGACGUCGGCGCCGGCGGCGGUGAAGGAGGACGAGCUGCCGGUGGCGGCCAAGUUCAACCUGGUGCAGCGCACGGACGGGGACGGCGUGACGCACAUCGAGGUGGCGCGCGGGGCGUCGGACGCCGCCACGCCCCCUGCGCCCCGCGUCGAGACCAUCCCGGAGACGUCCACGGGCCCGUCCAGCAUCAUCAGCAUCAGCACGCCCGACGUGGGCAACCUCUUGACCACCGGACCGGCGUCGGGUGCGGCGCGUGCCUCGCGCCUGGGGAAGGAGAUCGAGGGCGUGAUCCGCAGCGACGUGGACGCCGCCUCGCGCCGCGAACCGCCGCGCCAGCGCCAACCCGCCAUCUUGGUGAUGAACCCCGAGGACGCCGCCUCCGAGCUGCACAAGGUGUGGAACCCGCCGGAAGCCGUCGCGGUCGCCGAGGACGACGACGAGGACCAGAAGGACGUGGUGACGGCGGAUCCUCCUCAGCGCCCCGAGCGCAGAAAGUACGUCCGGAAAAAGAACCCGGCCCCGCAACCCCCCGUCCAGCAAUCCCAACCCCCGAGAUCCGCCCCUUCCCCGGACCCGUACCAGAAGAAGCCCCUGGUGCCGUACAAGCCCGACUCCUUAUCCCGCGGCCAGAAGAUAGUCCGAGGCCAGUUCAUCCGCGUGUCCGUCGACCAACCGGUGGCCCCCGUCCAGCAACCGUGGAUCUUCGGCAGCACCUUCACCAACGGAUGGGACUCCCCGCGAGACCAUCUCUCGCGGCGCGGGCUGGACGACAUGUUCGCCGUCCAAGGCCACUCGCUGCGCCAGCACCCGCACAAGGGGUUGCAGCACCGCCGGAGCCGCAGCACGGGCGGCGCGGGCCGCAGCCGGAGCAAGAGCCCGCCCCUCGCCCGGAGGCCCAUGGCGUAUCGAUACAUCGACGUGGCCAACCCGCCUCCCCCGCAGCCGCCGCCGGCGUCCGCCGGGCGCUUCUUCGGGCUGUCGCAGAAACUGAAGGAGCUCGGCGGAGGCGGUGGGCACCCCAGUUAUGCGACGACCGCGCGGAGGCGGGGCAGCGCCGGCGAAGCCACCCAUUUGGCGGCGGCGGCGGCCGGCGGCCAGGCCUGCCACCUCAAGAGCGUCAUCAAGAAGAGCAAGCGCGCUGGAGAGUACAACAGAAAUUGUAAUGGAAGUAGCUGCUGUUCUUCAACUCGAAGUAUAAUGGUCCAGGAACGAGAUAAGCAUGAAGGCAGCAGCCAAAACACCGUCGAAAUGCACUCUUAUUUUGGGUGGCUGGAGGAACACUGGAAAAACCAUAAAUUGAAAGAAUGA
This is a messenger RNA of Gryllus bimaculatus (two-spotted cricket), 2172 nucleotides long. The record is from the annotation of a GenBank genome assembly. NCBI's taxonomy places the organism in Eukaryota, Metazoa, Arthropoda, Insecta, Orthoptera, Gryllidae.